Epinephelus fuscoguttatus (brown-marbled grouper) is the source of this 2274-nucleotide messenger RNA. RefSeq names its product selenophosphate synthetase 3 (gene sephs3). Lineage: Eukaryota; Metazoa; Chordata; Actinopteri; Perciformes; Serranidae. Gene Ontology annotation, molecular function: ATP binding; selenide, water dikinase activity. Gene Ontology annotation, biological process: L-selenocysteine biosynthetic process. The transcript is spliced from 8 exons. Gene Ontology annotation, cellular component: cytoplasm. The record is from RefSeq and is a predicted model, not a curated record.
UCCAGGCUCUUGUUUCAAGCAGCGCUCGCCGGACACACGCUCCAUUCAUCUCUGCGUCUUUAUAUACCGGUGAACACGACUAGCGUUGGUUGCUUUAAGUGGUCUUCAGGCAGGCAUGUCAGGCUCAACUUCCCCGCCUCCUUCUGUGGAGGCUGUGGGAGCCGAGGGGUGUUUUCCCCCCGGCUACAAGCCUUUUAAACCCGAAGAGCACGGCCUGGAGCGCGGGUUCCGUCUCACAGCCUUUUCGGACCUGAAAGGAUGAGGCUGCAAGGUCCCGCAGGAGGCUCUGCUCAAACUCCUGGCGGGACUGGAGGCGGACCGGGCCGACGGGACAGGGAAGGCCGGAGACCAAGCAUCGGAGUUCGGCCAACAGUUGUCUGCCCCCCGACUCGGUGUAGGGAUGGACUGCUGUGUGAUUCCCCUGAGGCAUGGAGGGCUCUCACUGGUCCAGACCACAGACUUCUUCUACCCUCUGGUGGAGGAUCCUUACAUGAUGGGCAGGAUAGCGUGUGCUAAUGUCCUCAGUGAUCUCUACGCCAUGGGCAUCACAGAGUGUGACAACAUGCUGAUGCUGCUGAGUGUCAGCCAGAAGAUGAAUGAUAAGGACCGUGAGCGGGUGAUGCCACUGAUAAUUCAGGGGUUUCGUGAUGCAGCAGAGGAGGGAGGGACUUCUGUGACAGGUGGCCAGACGGUGAUCAACCCCUGGAUCAUCGUAGGAGGAGUAGCAUCCGUUGUCUGUCAGCCUAAUGAGUUCAUCAUGCCAGAUGGUGCUGUUCCAGGAGAUGUCUUGGUUCUGACUAAACCUUUGGGGACACAGGUCGCUGUGAAUGCUCACCAAUGGCUCGAUCAGCCUGAAAGGUGGAACAAGAUCAAGCUAGUCGUUACCAGAGAGGAAGUUAAAGAGGCCUAUCAGGAAGCCAUGUUCUCCAUGGCAACGCUAAACCGUACAGCGGCAGGCCUAAUGCACAAGUUCCAGGCUCAUGCUGCAACAGAUGUGACAGGUUUUGGGUUGUUGGGGCACGCCAACAACCUGGCAGCACAGCAACGAAACGAAGUGGCCUUCGUCAUCCACAACCUACCAAUUAUAGCCAAGAUGGCUGCCAUCAGCAAAGCCUGUGGAAACGUGUUUAAUCUGGUUCAGGGCAUGUCAGCAGAGACUUCUGGUGGGCUGCUGGUUUGUCUCCCCAGAGAGCAGGCUGCCAAGUUUUGCUCGGAGAUGAAGAGCCAGAGCUCCGGAGCCGGAGGUCAGGGUGCGGCAGGCGGAGCGUGGAUAAUUGGAAUUGUUGAGAAAGGCGACCGCCGAGCUCGCAUUAUUGACAAGCCCCGCAUUAUCGAGGUUCCACCACGAGGAAGCCAGGCAGCAAAUCAGGACAACAACUCCACCAGCCCGGCUCCUAGCCCCAAUUUGUCAUAGACACUGCCACGGUUUGCGUGUGCGUGAGUGUGUGUUUGUGUGGGUGUUGAUGUUGCUGUCCAUCUCAUCCCCCUUUUCAGUCAGAAUGCUGAGAGCACACAGACCAAAAUCACUGUCAUCUUUAACAGUGGGAGAGGAAAUGGACAGCAUGUAUUAUUAUUUAUCCAUCUUUGGAAAGAGCUGCUGAAAUGAAGCCUAUUGUCACCAUUUUGGAAUGAAAUGUAAAUUCAGGGUAGUAUGUUAUACUAUCCACCCCUUUUUAUUCAGAUCUGUCUUUCUUUUUGCCCUUUCCUAAUUCAUAUAAACUGAUUCACGUAAUUUAUCUGAAUGCAGAAAUGAGUUUCCAUUUAAAGAGAAAACAUUCCAAAUCACUCUUGCCAGAUAAUAAUCAAUUUGAGUGUGAAUGUGUGCGCGUGUGUGUGUGUGUGUGUUUGAGUAUUUUAUCAUUUGACUGGGGUGCUUUGCUGUGGGGAAGUGGAACAGGGUUUUUUGUUGACUCUUCUUUUGGAAGUGAAUGACGUUAAUGUUGGUGAAUGUAUCGUGUGUAAAAGAAAUGGUUUAUCGGUCCUGGCACCUGGAUCUGCCCACACGGCCCAGAGGAAGGCUUGAGCAGCUUCCUUUGGACCAGCUGGGUGGCGUUCAGAAUGUCUGUCUGUGUCAGCUGUUUGGCCGUCCAGCACCAAGUCCCUCCCACCCUUCCUUUUUAUGAAGCUCUGCCUUUAAACCCCAGCCAGCGGGGUCAGGUGGAGUGGAUGUUUGCCUUUGGAUUGGGGUUGGACUUAGACUGCUGGAGGUCUGAAGCUGUCUGUGUUUGGAGAUUUCCUGCUUUUCACAAUCAAUAAAACCAUCAUCAACUCAGA